GUUGUCGUCGGGUUGGUGGAACUGAUCGGCGGUGUUCCAGUUGAGGAUGUGCUCGAGGAGGUAGUGGUCAUCUUCAUAUAGAGAAUUACAGGAUAGAUCAGCAAGAGAAAUCUUGAGAAUUAUGGGAUAGACCCAGAAGAGAAGUUUUCUAUUCUUUCACUGACUGCCUGACCACGUGUUUCUUGCGCAUGCCCGUGUUGGUUGCAAUUGGUACUCCAUUAUAUUUCUGAGAGAGCUAGCUGCAAGGCACAGAUUUAUUUGCUGGAAUGGCCACUAAAGAGCAGAACCAAGGUAUAAAGACUGUCAUGUUUCCUAUAAAGGAUAAACCCAAUGAUUGCUAAAGCAUAAAACUCUCAUUGGUGAUUGCUAACCUUGUGUGCUUGCUUAUCUAUUCUCAGAGCUCACAAUUGACGAUCUGAAGACAGAAAUGAAACUGACUGAUGAGCAGCUCAAUACAGCAAUAAAGGAACCAGAUCUACCCGAGUUAGCAGCAUGUUUCGAUAACACUGAUGAUUAUCUUGAAAAGCUGGAGCUGUCGCCUGGACAGAAAACUGACGUCAGCGAAGUGAAGGCUAAAACACGUCUAAACCGCACUCAAGCCGGAAUAAAACUUGCCCUAGAAUACUGGCAGAACAAGAACCAACUACAAGCCACCUUCCAAGCUCUGCUACUCAUCAUACUCUCCCUGCUCAAAGGAGACGUUGCUGUUCAAGUGUGCAAGUACUUGUCUGACAAAUACUCCACCACCUCGUGUCCCCACUCUCAAGAGAGGGUCCUGCUGAACCACAAGCUGUCCUCGUACAGGGACUACCUACAAAGUCGCUACAGAGAACCAGACUCCACAUCAGCCACACAAUGGCCUCCCGUCUCAACAAACAAAGUCUUUAAACUGGCCAUGAUUCAGAAAGAGAAAAUACAGAGAGGAAGAAUCGACGAUGAAUUUGUUAGGCUAUCAAUCACAGGAAAAAUCGACGAUAUUUUACUUCAAAAAACUCCGGUUAACUUGACAAACAUUUUCUCUGAGAUUGGGGAUAGACGAAACUUUGUGUUGAUUGAAGGAGCUCCCGGCUCUGGCAAGAGCACCCUUGCUCUACACAUCUGUCAGGAGUGGGCAAAGGGGAAACUGUUCCAAAAGUUCGAUAUUGCAAUCCUCGUGAAACUGAGAGAUCCACUUGUUAGAGAAGCGAAGACAAUUGCUGACGUACUUCCCUGCAUUGAUACGGCCGUGGCUAACAAGACAGAGGCAGUUAUAAAAUCACUGUAUGGCAAAGGUGUACUAUGGGUGCUAGACGGAUGGGACGAGCUUCCUUUUGACCUCCCUAGAGACUCAAUCAUCAACAAACUAAUCCGACCAGACAUGUCACAAAAAGGAGCCCUACACGAAUCAGCUGUGAUUGUAACAUCUCGACCGUCAUCUUCAGCUGAGCUCCACCCACUAGUCUCGUCCAGGGUGGAGGUGUUGGGGUUCACUCCACAUCAACUAGAACAGUAUUUUACCGAGUGUCUGAAUGGUGACUCACAAGCUGUGCAGACUCUACUGGAGAGAAUUCGAGAGAACCCAGUGGUAGAAGGUAGCUGCUACCUCCCCCUCAAUGCUUCCAUUGUCGUUAAUUGCUUCCUUUCUGACAACCACUCCCUCCCAACAUCCAACCACGGGAUAUUCACAUCAGUGGUUCAGAGCUCUCUCAAGAGAUACCUCAAGGAGAAGUUGGGGAAGACCACUCCAGUGGGAAACAUCACAUCCCCAGACUCACUGCCCUCGGAAAUCAGAACACAGACCGUACAAAUGUGUCAACUUGCAUAUCAUGGGAUCGAACAAAAUAAAGUGACAUUUACUGACAGGGAUUUGGCCGCACUUCGCAUUACGAAGGAGAUUUCAAACGUUGGAUUAUUACAAACUGUUCCCAGCAUCAUUAGCGAUGGUGAUCUGGUUUACUACUGCUUUCUCCACCUGUCUAUUCAAGAGCUACUAGCAGCAAUCCACAUCUCUCUCAUGCCUCCCAAGCAACAAAUUUCUGUAUUCCAGAAGCUCUUCGGGAAUCCUCGAUUCAGUGCAGUCUUCCAGUUUUAUGCUGGUAUCACCAAACUGAGUACUAGUAGACCAAUCCUCAGUUUGCUACCUCGAUUCUUGUGUCCAGUUCCAGCCACUGUUUUUGAUCUGGUCAGAAAGGUUGUCAAAAAUGAGAAAGAGAAAGGGCAUGGUGAGCCGAAGCCCCUUUUGUUGUCCCUCAUCAAUUGUUUGUACGAAGCUGAAGACUCGCGACUGUGUGUGUUUGUGGCUAAUCUUCUUAAUCACAAUCUAGAUCUUAAUUGCACUACAAUGAAUCCUAUUGACUGCCUCUCUGUUGGAUAUUUCGUAUCAGUUUGUUCCAACACCAGUAAUGGAUUCACACUUAGCCUCGAAAGUUGCUCUAUUAGUGACCAAGGCUGCAAAUUUCUGGCACGAGGACUCUCCAAGUGUCCCAACUCUAAUAAUGAUAUUCCUACAGCAGGGAUACACAUCGCUAAGAUUAUCGAGAACACUAGUUCAAUAUCUGAAUUGGAUUUGUCUAAUAAUGCCAUUGGUAACAGUGGGCUUAGCACACUCUGUGAGGUCUUGUCAACUAACACAUCAUUAAAGAUCCUGUACCUGGGCAAUUGCUCACUAACAAUAUCAGACGACAAUGGAGCUGCCCUCUAUCAACUUCUAAAUACAAACAAUUCCCUCGAACAUCUUAGAUUGUAUAGUAACACAGUGACUAGCUGUCGUCACAUUGCUGCUGGACUUGCAGUCAAUAAGACUCUGAGAACAUUGGGAUUGGGUAACUGUGAACUGACUGAUCAGAGUAUCGAGGAGCUAUCAACUGGACUGAUCAACAAGAUUAAAACACUGAACAUAUGGGGUAAUGACUCAAUAACAGAAGAUGGAAUGAAGACGCUUGCCAGACAUCUAACCACCCACUGCUCUGAACUGACACUAUUGUACAUACCCGACCACCUAAGAUCCUGUGUCGAGACAGUAUUCAGGGACACUAACGAAGAGAGGAAGAGAAAUGGACUACCCGAGAUUAAUGUGUAUGCAUUUGAUUAUUAAUUUAUAAUUAAUUGAUUGAUUAUUAUUAAUAUAAUUAAUGUUUAUAAUUAAUGAUGUUUAGUAAAUUAUAAUUAUGUUUAGUUAUAAUUAUAUUAUGAUUAUUGUUGUUAUUAAUUAAUUAAUAAAUGUUAAUUAAUUUGGUGUUAUGCAUCUAA
This is a messenger RNA of Halichondria panicea, 3228 nucleotides long. RefSeq names its product NACHT, LRR and PYD domains-containing protein 3-like. The transcript is spliced from 2 exons. Gene Ontology annotation, cellular component: cytoplasm. Lineage: Eukaryota; Metazoa; Porifera; Demospongiae; Suberitida; Halichondriidae. Bases 428 to 3073 code for a protein of 881 amino acids. Gene Ontology annotation, molecular function: protein binding. The record is from RefSeq and is a predicted model, not a curated record.